AGAACUGAGAAGACAAUCAGUAUCACGUCCGCCGAGCACGCACAUGGAUCGUGCAAGUACCUGUUUCAGAAUUUGGCGCUAAUGGUUGCAAGCGGCUUCCUAUCGCCCAAUUCGACUGUGUGCUGUAUACUGUUCAACUAGCAAUAGAGGUAUCCAUAUCCACGGGAACCUCGUCGGACUCCAUAUUCUUCACCGGGACGUUGGUGCCUCAGGGAUCACUUCUUCUUGCGAAGAAGCCAGUCAAUCUCGCGCUUCCGCCUGCACCUCAGUCGCGGUCUCCUGUCCGACAACGCCACAUGUGAGACCGUGAAUUUGGCUGCUAUGGCCACCCCAACCGUCCUGUCUGCAAAGGCUACUGCGCUGGACAGUUCGAAAAAGCACAAGCACGCCUCCGCUCGCGACGUAGGCUUCAACAGCGACAACAACACCACUGCAAACAGGCAGCUGCCGAGCAAGAACCACGUCCGACUGCAAGCGCAAGAGCCACUCUCCUCCUCGGUCGGAGCUGGCGCCCACGAGGGAUCCGAUGGAGAAGAAGACGCAGAGGAAGACGAAGAAGACGACGACGACGACGACGACGAAAAAUCAUUCUACGACGACAUCUUAGAUGGUGUUGACUUGGAUCCUUAUGUCAAUGAUGGAAGCAUGGACAUAGACGAGCGCGAGAUCACAGCCCUUCUCAGCUAUCUGCGAGAAAAAGGCCCGAAAGCAUUCUUUGAAGAAGCUCUUGGAGAGAGACAGUACCCUCCGCGACUCCUCGGUAUUGCUUUCGGCAUCAAACCAACCCUUCCCGUGAACGAUGAGACCUUCCUUCGUCUACUGGGACAUGCUGUGACUCGUGCGUUUUACAAGCGAAAGAAAUUAACGCAAUACAACACAGUGGACGACGCCGCCCGAUUGAUCAAGGAAAGUCACAAGAUUAUUGUGAUUACUGGUGCAGGCAUAUCUACAUCUCUGGGUAUCCCCGACUUCAGGUCAAAAGGCACGGGCUUCUACGACAAGGUAGCAGCACGUGGCUACAGUGAGCCACAAGACGUGUUCGAUAUAUACGAGUUCGACCGCGAUCCAACCCUCUUCUACGACUUGGCCGGCGACAUUCUUCCCGAUCAAAAGUUGGGUGUGACCCCAACGCAUGCCUUCAUCAAGCUGUUGCAAGAUAAAGGACAGCUUCGGAGAAACUAUACUCAGAACAUCGACGACCUUGAGAGUCUGGCAGGUAUAUCGAGAGACAAGACUAUACAAUGCCACGGUAGUUUUGCAACAGCAAGCUGCCGAAAGUGCAAAACCAAAGUAGACGGCAAAGCAAUCUUUCCGGACAUUCGCGCACAACGGGUAGCCCACUGCCAGAAAUGUAUUGCAGAUCUGAAGAAGGCCAAACCUACUGCCAAACAACAUCAUCAACGAAGAUUUGAUAGCGACGACGAAGAUGAAGACGACAGCAUCCCCGAACCAGGUGUCAUGAAACCAGACAUCACCUUCUUCGGCGAACAGCUGCCAGAUACUUUCUUCCAUCGCUUUACCAAACAUGACUCGAAAAUCACAGACCUUGUGAUUGUGAUUGGAACAUCGCUCAAAGUGGCGCCGGUUUCUGAGAUGCCACAUCAUUUCAAUCGCAACACACCGCACAUUUACAUCUCCAUGGAACCGAUCAAGCAUGUUGAAUUCGACAUUCAACUCCUGGGGAAAAGUGAUGAUGUCGUCGUGGAAUUAUGCCGCCGAGCGGGCUGGAAUUUGAAGCAUGAGAAGGUGCCAAAGGAUCUGCAGCUGGAGAUUGUGCCAGAAUCGGAUGAGCACCCACGUGGGCACGUGUGGAAGGUACAACCAGCAGGGACAUCUCGGCCAGUGACAGAGGAGGAGAAGCACCAGAAAGUGGUACCAAAUGUGAAAGAGGUUGGGGUUGCUCAUGCAGGUUCGAAGGAAGGAAAGAACAAGCAGCAGCAACAUCCUCGCACCGAAGGAUACGGCUCUGAGCACGUGAAGCUACAGAAGAAAAGACCUGCGUCUAUGGUCAUGGUGAGCGAGCGAAGCAAAAAGGUCAACGAGGUCAUUGAUUCGUCGGACUGAGGAGACCGGCGAGAGGAGAUUGUACAGGGCAGACGACGGCAAUCGGUAUGAGAUUACGAAGGGACGUGAAAGGAUGAACAAAGUUGCAUCGACUUGUAGCGUCGACCAAUGCUUUUGGGUUGAUACCUUAGAUACCUUAAUUGUGAUAUGUGUCUGCUUCGCAGCCAGACAGAGUUGCUCAUGAUUACCGUAGCAAAAGCUAGAGGUGUUCGGAAUGCGAAGAGACUGAACUGAU
This is a messenger RNA of Sphaerulina musiva SO2202, 2299 nucleotides long. RefSeq names its product SIR2-domain-containing protein. Bases 322 to 2064 code for a protein of 580 amino acids. The transcript is spliced from 3 exons. Lineage: Eukaryota; Fungi; Ascomycota; Dothideomycetes; Mycosphaerellales; Mycosphaerellaceae. The record is from RefSeq and is a predicted model, not a curated record. Gene Ontology annotation, molecular function: NAD+ binding.